Molecule: messenger RNA, 2394 nt
Organism: Chlorella variabilis
Lineage: Eukaryota; Viridiplantae; Chlorophyta; Trebouxiophyceae; Chlorellales; Chlorellaceae
Exons: 19
Coding region: 1-2394 (797 amino acids)
Molecular function (GO): carbohydrate binding
Source: RefSeq, a predicted model, not a curated record
AUGAGCCGGCGGAAUACGCACAGGCGGCGGCUAGAGGCCAGCGGCAGCGUCGCGGCGGCGGGCAGCAACGGCGGCGGCGCGCGGCGCUGGCUGGCCGCCAGCCCGGCUGUGCCUGCACCACCAGAGUAUGAGUACUGGCAGAUGCCGCCGCCGUCACCGCCAGCGCCCUCCCCACCUGGCGGUGACAAGGCCCCUGCGCUGGGCGUGCAGUCUGACACUUCACGGGCUGUGGUGGGCCAGGUGGCGGACCACCUGGCCAGCCUCACCGCGGGGCUGGACCUGGAUGACGACGGCGGCAAGGCGCCCGCCACAGGCGGGGAGGACGCCUUCCCCGAGGAGCCCUCCGGGUGGGUGCAGAUGGACACGACGCUGAGGGUGAGCGAGGGGCUGGUGGCGCGGCCGACGUGCGUGAUGGCGGGCGCAGCAAUCUCCGCCAUCAUCUGGCCCGUCUUCGGCCAGCUGCAGAUUGGCUGCAACUCCACGCUGUCAUACAGUGUCAUGGAGUCGGCCUGCCUGGCGCAGCGCAGCUGCGCUGUCUUUGCCUCCAACGCCGUGUUUGGGGACCCCUGCCCCGGCGCCCGCAAGUCCCUCACCUUCACCUACAGGUGCACCGCACCCUCUGGAGACCUCCCUUUCAACCUCACCUCGCCGCUGCGCAGUCCCGCGCCGCCAUCUCCCGCGCCGCCAUCUCCCUCGCCGCCGCCGCCCCGGGCUUUUCCUCCGCCACCCUCGCCCUCCCCGCCCAGCCCCCCGCCUCCCACACCGAGCUGGGACCUGACCCCCGUGCAGCCCCGCUUUGUCACCCCCAUCUCCCCCAACCCCCCCGCCACCGACGUCUCCUUCCCCCCAACCGCGCUGGCCCCCUCCCCGCCCACCCUCAGCAGCAUCCAGGCCGGGUGCCCGCUGUCUGGCGGCACCGUGCGCGGCUACGGCGCCGCCGGGGACGGCUUCAAGAACGACGCGCCGGCGCUGCAGCAGGCGGACCGCAGCGCGGGCAGCCUGCUGUUCUUCCCAGUGGGCGUCUACCGCAUCAGCUCCUCCCUGACCCUGGCCAAGACUGUGCUGAUGGGCGCCUCCACCCGCUUCUACGUGGACGGCGGGGUGACGUUGCGCCUGCUGCGGCAGCCUAAGCGCGCGCCUCUCAACAACGACCCCAUGUUUGCCGGCCCAGGCAAAGUGGUGUUUGGCACUGCGGGUCUGGAGGUGUACCCUCAGUGGUGGAUUGGGCCCGACAGGAGCCAGUCGAGGGCGCUGCAGGCUGCCGCGGAUAGCUGCGAGCUGCCGUGCACCCUGAUGCAAACCAUCAGCCUGAACCUGGACCAAGGGGUGGCCCUCAACCCCCGCAACGGCUUCGUUGCCAACGCCAAGGCUUUCCUCGUGGGCAGCGGCUCAGGCGAGGGCGUGACACUGCUCUCAGGCAGCUACCUCAUGCCCAUGUCAUUCAGUGGCAUCCUCAACUUUGCCAGAUGGGGCCUGCGCCUGCUGCCCGGCGUCAGCAACGCCAACAUCCAGGCGGGCUUUGUGACCAACAACAACGAGGGGAUGGUGCUGGCAGCCUCGGUGGCCCAGCCCCUCACCAACAUUACCAUCAGCCACGUGUCGGUGACCCAGAACAACCAGUUCACCACAGUCCUCUACUCCUCCCAGGACAAGGCCCUGUUCCGGGACGUCGUCGUGCGCAUCAACUUCGAGCUGAUGGGCGGGUCGAAGCAGCCCGGAAGCCCCUCUGGCGGCACGACGUUCAAGGGUGGCAACCCAUCCCUGCAGAACACACGUGUCAUCAUGCAGGCAAUGGACCCCGCCCAGUUCUUGGUGCGCACGCCGUGGGCUGCUGUGAAGACAGACACCUCCAAGCCCGUCAGCAACUUUCUGUUCCGCUCUGACUGCUGGAACGGCGGGUUUGAGGCGCAGGGCGCGCUGGUGGAUGGGCGCUUCAAGAACUCCUUCAUCUAUAUCUUCACCAGCGGCUCCAUCACGGGCCGCCUCUUUGUGUUCGGCCCAGACAGCAGCAACAACACCCUCAGCAUGGGCAACAAUGGAGCGGGGGGUGAGUGGGCUCUGACCAGGACGGAGGACGCCCCAAGCUUCUUCAACGCCGGCAAGCCAGUCAUGGAGCAGGGCAUGUGGGUCAGGCUGUCCAUCUCCCAGGAUUGGCUGCCCGGCGAGAAGCGCACCUUCUACCUCUACUCCUACUUUGCGCUAGCCGCCAACACCAACAUCCGGAUGCAGUGCAUACCGUAUGCCUCCUGGAACCCCGGCGUGGUCUGCGAGUCGGUGCAGCUGGCGUCCAAGGCUUCCAGCACCAUGCAGAUUGCAGUCACCCUAUCCAACGGCAGCAACAAGAUCGUCCCCGCCGGAUUCUCCCACCGCUUUGGUGUGCAAGUCGCGCCCUGA